This is a messenger RNA of Arachis duranensis, 1401 nucleotides long. RefSeq lists its product as uncharacterized. NCBI's taxonomy places the organism in Eukaryota, Viridiplantae, Streptophyta, Magnoliopsida, Fabales, Fabaceae. The record is from RefSeq and is a predicted model, not a curated record.
UGGCUGCAAGAAGUGAGCAGAGGUGGCAUAUUCUCCCAUAUAAAAGGGUGUGCAGUCCACGGUUCAUGCUCUUUCAGUCUUUCUUAUUCUUACACUUCUUCUUUGCCUUCGUUGCGGGAUAUUCUAAUUCAGCUCCAACAAGCGAUCAAACACAAGAACUCUUCUUCUUGCUCUCUUGGCCUCACUCUUCUCACCAAUGGCCGCUUCCAACGCUCGCGGCUCCACGAACUCCUUCGGUCACACUGAGAUUAACUGGGACAAGCUAGAUAAAACGAAGUUCUAUGUUGUUGGUGCUGGCCUCUUUACGGGUGUUACGGUGGCUCUCUACCCGGUUUCUGUUGUGAAAACUAGGAUGCAGGUUGCUUCAAGGGAUACUGUGGAGAGGAAUGCAUUUUCUGUAGUUAAAGGGCUACUUAAAACAGAGCUUGAGCCCCUUACACUGUCUGAGACUACCCAAGCUGCUAUAGCGAAUGGGGUUGCGGGCAUGACAUCAUCACUUUUGUCACAAGCUGUGUUUGUACCAAUUGAUGUGAUUAGCCAAAAGUUGAUGGUGCAAGGAUACUCAGGGCAUACCCGAUAUAGUGGGGGUCUAGAUGUUGUUCGUAAGGUGUUAAGGGCUGAUGGCAUCAGGGGAUUAUAUAGAGGGUUUGGUCUAUCUGUUAUGACUUAUUCGCCAUCCAGCGCUGUAUGGUGGGCAAGUUAUGGUUCAAGCCAACGGUUCAUAUGGAGAGCCUUGGGACAUAGUGCUGAACAUGAGGAAGGCACUCCUAGUGUGCCGAAGAUUGUAUUAGUUCAGGCUACUGGAGGGAUCAUUGCUGGUGCAACUGCAUCCUGCAUUACAACCCCAUUGGAUACCAUAAAGACACGGUUACAGGUUAUGGGACAUGAAAAGACCACCUCUGUAAAACAAGUUGUGAGAGACUUAAUCAGUGAGGAUGGUUGGAAAGGUCUAUAUAGAGGCUUGGGCCCAAGAUUCUUCAGCAUGUCAGCAUGGGGUACUUCAAUGAUAUUAGCUUAUGAAUAUUUGAAGCGUUUAUGUGCAAAAGAUGAAUAGAAGCAAUUGGUCUGCAAGCUGUUCCCAUUAGUUAGCCAAGACCUGGUUCCCAAAUCUACUUGGUAUUUGACAAACAACACCAUGAACAUUGGAAUUGCUGGCUGAUAGUUUUACUAACUCAUUAUUCAAGAAAAAAAUGUUAGAUUCAUAGAUAUAAAAAAUUUUCCCAAUAGAAAACUGCUAGUUCCAUUCUUUCCCAUAGUUAAAUGGGAUUACAUGUAUUCUUUUGCUUAGCAUUGUUAUGGAUAGUGUACAUUUUGCAAUAAAAAAUUACAAUGAGAUUUUGAGAUAUUUAUGAGCUGUUACUUUGUUGCAUGCACAAGGCGGGAUUCGAACAAUCUAAAUUG